This is a messenger RNA of Halteromyces radiatus, 2519 nucleotides long. RefSeq lists its product as uncharacterized. Gene Ontology annotation, biological process: endoplasmic reticulum to Golgi vesicle-mediated transport; COPII-coated vesicle cargo loading; intracellular protein transport. Gene Ontology annotation, molecular function: zinc ion binding; SNARE binding. The coding region runs from base 17 to 2446 and encodes 809 amino acids. The transcript has 12 exons. The record is from RefSeq and is a predicted model, not a curated record. Gene Ontology annotation, cellular component: COPII vesicle coat; endoplasmic reticulum exit site. Lineage: Eukaryota; Fungi; Mucoromycota; Mucoromycetes; Mucorales; Cunninghamellaceae.
CAACUUUAUUUCACCAAUGGCUCCUCAAGUUCCUUCUUAUGGUCAGCAACCUCAAAUGCAGCCUCAAGUGCAACAUCCACAACAAUAUGGUCAGAAAAGCAUGGAUGGGUUGACAAAUCAAUUCGGAAAUAUGAGUAUGGCUCAGACAAUGCCUGCUGUACCUUUACUCGGAACUCCUCCACACAUUGUUGAACUUUCUGGUCCUGGUCCGAAGAUAAACCUUCCUGCUAACGUGUCCAUCACAAACUCUCCGUAUGCUAACUGUGAUCCUUCUUACAAAUGUUGUACUCUGAAUGCUGUUCCUGCCACUGAAGCUUUACUGAAGAAAUCAAGGUUACCCUUUUCUCUUGUCCUUGCACCAUACCGUAGUUUGAAGGAAGAAGACGAACCUGUUCCGGUUGUAUCUGAUAGUGUGAUUGCUCGUUGCCGUCGUUGUAGAACUUAUAUCAAUCCAUUUGUCACAUUUGUAGAAGGUGGUCAACGAUGGAAGUGUAACAUGUGUUUCUUAUUGAAUGAUGUACCUGCUGCGUUCGACUAUGAUGCUCAUACCCAACAACAAGCGGAUAGAUGGAAACGACCUGAAUUGAAUUAUGGUUGUGUUGAAUUUGUAGCUCCAACUGAAUAUAUGGUACGACCUCCUCAAGCUCCAGCGUUUGUGUUUAUUUUAGAUGUGUCAUAUUCGGCAGUACAAUCUGGAAUGUUAGCGACUGCUACCCGUACAUUAUUGGACACUCUUGACCGUCUUCCCAAUGAAGAAAACCGAACAAAUGUUGCCAUCAUCACUGUCGAUAGCGCUCUCCAUUUCUAUAAUUUCAGUGAUUCUGUGGAAGAACCUCAAAUGUUAGUCGUGGCUGAUCUAGAAGAUGUAUUUUUACCUCAACCUGUCAAUUUGUUUGCCAAUCUAACUCGAAGUAUGGAUGGUAUCAAGUCGUUAUUAGAAAAACUUCCAGAAAUGUUCAAGGAUACUGUCAAUGUCAAUAACGCCUUGGGUCCUGCUCUUCAAGCUGCUUUCAAAAUGCUGUCUGCUAAUGGUGGUAAAAUUAUCUGUUUACAAUCUACUCUUCCUAAUGUGGGUACUGGUGCCUUGAAAUCUCGUGAAGAUGUCAAACUUCUUGGUACUGCAAAGGAAACAACCUUAUUGAACCCUGCAUCACCUUUCUACAAGACAUUUGCUGUGGAUUGCUCUAGAUCUCAGGUUGCAUGUGAUAUGUUGAUUUUUGGAGGACAAUAUGCAGAUGUAGCUACUCUCAGCUGUUUACCUCAUUAUACUGGUGGUCAAACAUACUAUUAUCCUGGAUUUAAUGCAAGUCGAUCAGAAGAUGCUCUCAAAUUUGCUCAUGAAUUCUCUGAACUUUUGGCUGAACAAAUUGGUCUUGAGGCUGUGAUUCGAAUUCGUGCAUCCCGAGGAUUAAGAAUGAAUGCAUUCCAUGGCAACUUCUUUAUUCGGUCCACUGAUCUUUUGGCCUUACCCAACGUUCCUCGUGAUCAAAAUUAUUGUGUAGAAGUCGUGAUAGAAGAUGAUUUGAAGACUCCUACUGUAUGUUUCCAAACUGCCUUAUUACAUACUUCUUGUACUGGUGAACGUCGUAUCCGUGUGGUUACUCUAUGUCUACCGGUUAGUAAUAGUAUGUCUGAAUUAUAUGCCAAUGUGAAUCAAAAAGCUGUUGCGGAUUACCUUGGUACUAAAGCUGUUGAAAGGGCUUUGACUUCUAAAUUGGAUGAUGCUCGUGAUGCUAUUGUGAAUAAAUUGGUGGAUAUGUUUGGUGUUUAUAAGACUCAUGUACUUGGCUCUGCUCAAGGUUCUACUCCUCAACUGACUGCUCCUGAUAACCUGAAAUUAUUACCUAUUCUUGCUCUUGGUUUGAUCAAACAUGAUGGAUUACGACAAAGCUCACAAAUACCGACUGAUAUGAGAGCCAAUGCCAUGAACCUUUUACGGACCAUGCCAUUACAAUUGUUGAUUCCUUAUAUCCAUCCCAACUUUUAUUCCCUUCACAAUAUGCCUCCUGAAGCUGGUGAAGUCACUGAAACUGGAGUCAAUUUCCCACCAGCUCUCAACCUUACUGCCGAACGUAUUGAAGCUCAUGGUUGUUAUUUAUUGGAAAAUGGACAAAAUAUUUAUCUCUGGGUUGGUCGUGGUGUGGUACCACAAUUGUGUAUGGAUCUGUUUGAUGCAAAUUCUUAUGAAGCUUUACGUGGUGGAAAGUAUACAUUGCCUGUUUUGGAAACACCUUUGAACAGAAAAGUCAACAUGAUCAUUGGAAAGAUUCGUGAAAUGCGACGUGGGAAUUAUUAUCCAACUCUAUAUCUCGUCAAGGAAGAUGGCGAUCCAUACCUCAAGAUUUGGUUUAUGUCUCAUUUGAUUGAAGAUCGUACAGAAAAUGUCAUGAGCUAUCAACAAUUCUUACAAUUCAUCAAGGAUAGGGUUGGAUCUGGCUCUUUCUAAAGAAAUGGUCCCUUUAUCAUAUUUGUUAUGUACACUCUUACACACAAAAUUUUUUUUUAUUAUUAUUCUUAUU